AAUUUCCUAAACGAGCACGAGGAUGGUGUUGAGGAUUCCAUAUACGCUGCGACUAUCCUUCGCUCGGCUUUCUAUCAAAACUACAAGAUGCUCGUCUUUAGUCCGCCACCCAGGCAAGUUUUCAGAUGGUUCCUUGAGAAAGACCUACCCGUUCCCAUGACAGUUACAACCGUGGUGAGCCAUCCGGCAGCAGAGACUGUCACACUUGCUGUUUCGGGCGUGCAAAUAACAUAUCAGAAGGUGGCCGAACUGUUUCAUUCCAUCGGUAACUCCUGUCGUGGCAGUGGUUGCCUGAGAUGCAACGAUACGGGCGUUCAUUGCUACAUCACCACUGAAAAUGGACAGAUUAUCGUGUCAACGCAGGGUGAAAAAGCAGUAAACCAGAAUUUGAAGGAACUGGACUGCGCACUUAUGGAGGCCUUGGUAGAGGCAAACGUCAUGCAAGAACGAGAAUUCUAUGACUUUCAGGCAAUAUGCAUUGAGGCCGUCAUACCUGAAAUUAACUUUGCAAGUCGCCUUUUAUCGCCGCUCAACCGAAUUGCUCAAUUCUUGUGGGGCAUCUUUACAGAAUUCCUCUUGUUGUGGAUCAAGGCGGUCUUCUUUCACUUACAGAGCAGCGCGGUUGCUCAGGGUACGUUGACAAAUAUCUUUCCCAAAUCCACACCCAAACUUCACCUUUUAAAGGACAUAGUCGUUGAACUACUCCCGUCGAGCCUAUAA
Molecule: messenger RNA, 720 nt
Organism: Dibothriocephalus latus
Lineage: Eukaryota; Metazoa; Platyhelminthes; Cestoda; Diphyllobothriidea; Diphyllobothriidae
Source: the annotation of a GenBank genome assembly